Messenger RNA from Drosophila kikkawai, 1714 nucleotides. RefSeq names its product tropomyosin. NCBI's taxonomy places the organism in Eukaryota, Metazoa, Arthropoda, Insecta, Diptera, Drosophilidae. The record is from RefSeq and is a predicted model, not a curated record.
GUGUUUUGUCAGCCACAAAGGUUUCCCUUCGGUCGCUGAGUAAUAUUUUUUAACAGAAACUCAUUGCAAACUAAAAAACAAAUGGAAAAGCGGGCCACUUCCACGAUGCAGGUGCUCUAUGCAGAGCUGGCCGCCGCAAAGGCGCGUAGUGCCCAGCUGGAGGAGGAGAAUAUUCUGCUGCGCCAUCGCCUCAACCGAGCCUCGGCCAGCCACAGCACCAAUGCCGCCAUCAAUGUGGAGGCCAAGAUUUUAGCCUUCCAGUUGGAGGAGGAACGUGAUCGCGUGGUGGAAACUCUGCAGCAGCACAAGAAGAAGUACAACAAGCUGCACGAUGCCUACCUGGAGAAGGUGAAGCGGUGUCGGGCUUUGGAGGAGAUGUUCAAGCGUCAGAAGACCUUGACGGGGUUGGUUAUGAAGUCGGCUCUGGAUCAGCGCAAUGCAGAGCAACGCUUAAUGUUAGAGAAGCGGCAGUCAGCCCAAAAUAAUAUCAGUGAACUGGAGGAUCUAAAGGUCAAGGUGGAGAAGUUGCAAAGAGCCCUGGAUGAGUCAUAUGAUAUUAUAGAUGAAAUGGAUUUUGAACUGGAGAGCGUGGAACUUUUGGAGAUGCAAAACCAAAGUCUGCGCGAUGAAUUGGCUGCCUUAAAGGUAAGUUCUGCGGAAGGAGCCACCAGCAUGGCAGCUUCAGCUCCCAAGGACGAUGACCCACCACCAAAGUACGAAGAAGACUAUCCCAAAGCUCGCUAUGCAAGACAAAUCUCCUCCAGCAGUGAGUCAGGACCCAAAGAUGACGAUGCCGAUGCAGAGACCAUGGAAAGAGCUGCCCUCACACACAGUCUCAUUCAAACGGUUGAGUCGGAGAGUAAUGCCCUGAGACGAGAGCUGCUUAGAUCCCGCUGCCAGCGAACUAUACGAGGCAAGUUGGAAAAGGAGAACGAGCCUGCUGAUUAGGAUAAACAAAAGGAGUCCCGAAACAACCCCCAUCACAUAGACAACCCAUAGAUGUACUUUUGGCUGAUGAAACCCAACGGCCGACUUACGCACAACAACCCACUACCAAAGUCCAACUCAAACACCCUGCUGUCUGUCUGGUCCAAGUCUUAGUCUACGACUUAGUCGCUUGGUCUGAACUAACCCAGUUUCGGAGCCAGCUACGCCUAACAAGUGCACAUACCAGAGAUUGCUUUUAAGGUUCGACAAACACGCUCGCCGGCUGCGUUAAAUCAAAACUUCUCAGAUAGAGUAACCUGAUUUCUCGGCGGUUGCAAAGGAAACUCGUCUGUUUAAUGGCUAACGAUUAAUUAAAAUAUUUGUUAAUGGCAUCGACCGGCUUGGUGGCAAAAGGAUCUGGCCUCUGAGCCGUGAAGGUUUUCCCCCCAAAUCCAAACUCAAUCCCAGCAUCUCCAUCUCACACUCCACAACUCUAUAUCGCAGCUCUUGCUAUCCAUUAAAACAUGACAAUUAUUUUUAUGACUUAAUGCACAGUCUGCUGAGGCCUUGUUGCCCAAUGUCUCUAAUGUUGCAAAUUAUUGACAAAGUAAAUUAAUCUGCACAUUUGUUGGCGGCCGGACCAGAGACCAACUAGCGCGACACCUCUAAGAUCACUAAGGCUCUCCCACUUGGUGGGGCAUAUUACUUAGCGAAUGUGUGCAGAGGGGGAAAUCGGAUCUUAGUUAUAAGUAUUUUUGUAUUAAUUUUGUACUCUUCAAAUAAUUGU